Molecule: messenger RNA, 2425 nt
Organism: Andrographis paniculata
Lineage: Eukaryota; Viridiplantae; Streptophyta; Magnoliopsida; Lamiales; Acanthaceae
Product: O-fucosyltransferase 29
Exons: 9
Coding region: 311-2065 (584 amino acids)
Source: RefSeq, a predicted model, not a curated record
GAAUGAAGGACCAUAGAGAGCCGAGCCGAGAUGCAUAUAUGGAGUUACAUUAAUAUUUUUUUUAACUAAUUCCCAUUUAUUGUGUUGCCUCUUUCCUUUGAGUCGAUUCAAAAAUAGCUGAGAAAAUCCCUGAUUAGGGUUUUCUUCUUCGGGGGAUCAUCACAUCACAUCACAUCACAUCAGCUCCUGCGCCUCAUUUUUUGUAUUUGGGCCUCCUCCGCUUGAGUGCGGGUUUCGUGGUUUUAAUCGUUCCGUUUGGGGUUCUCGUUUUCGAUUGAUGUGCGCAGUAAUAUGAAAAAGAGGGGGCGGAAUGGGCGUGGCUAACAAGGCCUGGAGGUGUGGUGGGGGUGUGCUGGUAAAUAAUCUCGCUGCUGAGAUUCUCCAGCAGCAGAAGCUAAAGCAGAAGCACCAGCUAUCGCCGCGGCCACAGGAGCAGAAUUGCUGGAAUUGUUCGCCCUGGAGGCGGCGGACGGCGGUGCCCUGGACGGUGGUUUGUGGGCUGCUGCUCUUCACGGUCGGGCUUAUAUCGCUGUUCACGGGACACGUGGCGUCUGAUCUCGAGUGGUCGCAGCGCCUCGUCAAGCGGACUUGGUACUACAAGAAGAAUAGUGGAUAUCGGGUUCCAGUUGAUAUAUGGAAAUCACAGUAUUCAAGCUUUUAUUAUGGCUGCAGUGAAAGACGCCGCCAUUUUGCACCUGCUGUACGCGAACGUUUUUCAAAUGGCUACUUACUUAUUGCAACUAGUGGGGGGCUAAACCAACAAAGGACAGGGAUAACUGAUGCUGUAGUUGUUGCAAGGAUUCUAAAUGCUACUUUGGUUGUGCCGGAGUUGGAUCAUCAUUCUUACUGGAAGGAUGACAGUGAUUUCAACAACAUCUUUGAUGUUGAUUGGUUCAUCUCUUAUCUUGCCAAGGAUGUUCCAAUCAUAAAGAGAGUACCGGAAAAAGCAAUGAGGUCCAUGGACAGACCGCCUUAUACGAUGCGUGUACCACGAAAAUCCGAACCUGACUAUUAUCUGGAACAAGUGCUUCCUAUUCUACUGAGGAGACGGGUUCUUCAGUUAACAAAGUUCGAUUAUCGGCUAGCCAAUGAACUUGAUGAAGACCUGCAAAAGUUGCGUUGCCGUGUCAACUAUCAUGCUUUAAGGUUUACCAAACCUCUAAGGAAUCUAGGCCAGAAAAUUGUAAAUCGCAUGCAGAAAAUGGCAAAGCGUUUUAUAGCUGUUCACUUGAGGUUUGAACCGGAUAUGCUUGCAUUUUCUGGGUGUUACUAUGGUGGGGGCGAUAAAGAGAGGCGUGAGCUGGGGGAGAUAAGAAAGCGGUGGGAGACGUUACCAGAUUUAAGCCCGGAUGAAGAGCGAAGUCGAGGGAAAUGCCCCUUGACCCCUCACGAAGUAGGUUUACUGCUGCGUGCCCUCGACUUUGACAAUAACACGUAUAUUUACGUUGCAUCUGGUGAAAUAUAUGGAGGAGAUGAAACUUUGAGGCCCCUCAAAGAGCUCUUUCCAAACUUCUACACAAAAGAGAUGCUGGCUGGCAACGAGCUGAAACCUCUUCUUCCCUAUUCUUCUCGUUUGGCUGCCAUAGACUAUAUUGUCUGCGAUGAAAGUGAUGUUUUUGUUACCAAUAACAACGGAAAUAUGGCGAAGAUUCUGGCUGGGAGAAGGAGAUACAUGGAUCACAAGAGGACAAUAAGACCCAACGCGAAAAGGCUUAGUGCUUUGUUCUCGUCACGUGAUAAAAUGGAGUGGAGCACGUUUUCAAGAAAGGUGAAAUCAGCCCAGAGAGGAUUCAUGGGAGAGCCGGAAGAGAUGAGGCCUGGAAGAGGGGAGUUUCAUGAGUACCCGUCGGCAUGCAUCUGCCAGAAACCAUCCAAACUUUUGGCCAUAAACAGGAAUAGAUUUCAGAAUGUUUCUCAGGAGGAGUCAACAGAUGAGUAUGUUGUUGGUAAAGAGCAGAGUAAAAGGAGUUUCCGGAAACCCGAAAAGAGCCAGCGUAACAGUGGAAAUAACGACACUUCUGCUGGAGACGAGACUGAUCAUGAAGAAGAUUUUUUGUCUGAUUAGAUGACAAGCAACUCGGAGGUUACACUGUCCUAAUCCUUACUUCAAUCAUCCUUAUAUCUAUCACAUCAUUCUCUAUAUUAGCCUCGUUUGUGUUAGCCCUGCUGCUUUAUAUUAUUCCCUUGCUCUGCCCACAAAAGGGAACCAAACACAACACAGAAGUCUACACUUAAAUGCCUGUAUAGCUCGCCUGUGGCUUUCACCUUUUAAUUGUUCAUAUAGAUACAUAUAUAUAUAUAUAUAUAUAAGCUCCAUAAGUGGGGUGGGUGGUUCAGUGCCUAGGCCUCUGCUGCCAUGCUACUGUUAUGUUUCUUGAAGUGGUAUUUUGUCUACUGUUUUUGUAAUGGAAUUCAGUUUGUGUUA